CAAGACUCCUAGUCCACGAAGUUACCUCAUCAAUUUAUUCACAAAGACUUGUAGUUAUAUGAUCACGCGUCUAUGGUUUAUUACACACACACGUGACACGCCACAAGAAGAGUCUCUCGUUCGUUCUUCAAUCACUUGUUAAUACUUUUUGUUGGAGGAUGUUGACUCAAUCUGUGUAUAGAGUUUGCGAAUAUAUCACCGUUUCUAUUUUGAUUACCUCCGUCGCCGUCUUUUCUGAAAGAUUCGCCACUUUGAUCGUCACAAGUCCAUGGCGUCGCCACCGCACAUUCACGUUCCGUCGGUGGAGAGCGGCGGAAAACGAUGAUUCGUCUCCACCUUUCUGCGCCGUGUGUCUACAAGAGGCGGAGGAAGGAGAGAAGAUGAGGCGAUUGACGAUUUGCCGUCACUGUUUCCACGCGGAUUGCAUAGAUACAUGGCUCAGUGAAAUGUCCAAGUGUCCGUUGUGUAGAGCUCAGAUUCCUCCGUUACCGCCGGCAAGUCCUAUGCUCUUACUGUUUUUUCCGGCGGGUGUGAUUGAUUUAUUCAGCAAGAAAGAAUCUCGACGCGUAGCUCUCUAACUUCGAAUUCUCUCUGUUUCUUAAUUCUCUGUUUAUUUACCUUAAAGUUAAUGGGCCUUCAUGUGAUAUCUGACUGUUUCACUUAUACAAAGGCAGGCCCAAGAUCUUAUACGUAACGUAAUAAUCAGUGUGUGUGAUAUGUUUAUCUGUUAUCCACAUUAAUUGCAUAGACUACUAAAUAUAUGCAUUUAAGAUUACAGUGUAUUCAGAUGUACUAUAUUCUUAAAUUCAUAGGAUAAGUAAUCUAUGCAAUGAACGUUGACAAUUCACAGACUUUAGCAUUUGAAUUGAGGUGGGGUCUUUUUCUAAUGUACUUUUUUGCAUUUUUCCAAAGUUAAGAAAAAGGCAAGUUGAUGACGCAGCUAAACAUAUAUGAAGAAAAAGGACCGAAACAGCCAAGAAACUCACGUGGAAAUCACUAACAUAUGUGUACAUGACAAGACAUAAUUCAUACAAAAUUUAAUAAUAUUUUUGUUUGUCAAUUUAACACAUAUAUAUCAGAUAUUUAUUUUAAGAUGAUGACUCAACUCU
This is a messenger RNA of Arabidopsis thaliana (thale cress), 1109 nucleotides long. RefSeq names its product RING/U-box superfamily protein. NCBI's taxonomy places the organism in Eukaryota, Viridiplantae, Streptophyta, Magnoliopsida, Brassicales, Brassicaceae. Gene Ontology annotation, cellular component: membrane. The record is from RefSeq and is marked reviewed. Gene Ontology annotation, molecular function: transferase activity; ubiquitin protein ligase activity. The transcript has a single exon. Gene Ontology annotation, biological process: protein ubiquitination. The coding region runs from base 159 to 578 and encodes 139 amino acids.